Messenger RNA from Fusarium verticillioides 7600, 1203 nucleotides. RefSeq lists its product as hypothetical. The transcript has 3 exons. Lineage: Eukaryota; Fungi; Ascomycota; Sordariomycetes; Hypocreales; Nectriaceae. The coding region runs from base 1 to 1203 and encodes 400 amino acids. The record is from RefSeq and is a predicted model, not a curated record.
AUGGACCUACGCAGGGCCACGGCCGAGGACGAUGUAUCAUCCACGACCGCUCCUACGUCGCCGCCCCUCAGGCGGCGUGUAUCGAUGGAGGAGGACCUCUACUACCAGCGUGUCAUGACAAGUCCGCGCCGACCCUCCCAGCCGCCUCCGUACCAGCCAGAGCGAGAUCCGCCGCCGACAACGUCGAAUGUCUCCCAUGAUGGGGAUCAUACAGGAAAAGAAAGCCUACCCGACUAUAAGAACUCAAUAUUACUGGAAGGUGUAUUUGACAAGAAACACGAAAUCGAAAACUUGAUAAAGAGGGCCGAAGACCGCCAAUGGUAUCCCGUUCAUGUCUGUUUGAAUGGAACAGCGCUUAGCAUAUAUGGUACCAAGAAGGCAUGGAGUUGGGGUAGAACACGCAGUGACGGGCCAUCGGUCGACCCAGAUAACCCUCCAUGGGUGAAGAGGGGCAAGCUUGAGAAGACAUAUAGCCUUUUGUAUGCGGAUGUCGGUAUUGCCGCUGACUAUACGAAGAGGCGAUAUACCAUCCGUAUUCGAGCCGAGACAGACCAAUUUCUACUAUGCUGUAUCGAGCUGAGUACAUUUAACAAAUGGCUCGAAGGUCUGUUCGCAGCUAUCGAUAUUGCUCUGCCUCUGGAAGACCGAGAUUUCCCGCGUGAUAUGUCUAUUCCCCGAAUACAACGAAUUCGUUGGUUCCAUGGCCAAACGCCGACGGCUACAGCUAUUGAUUUGUCAGAACUAGGCAUUGAAGGAGGAUCUGAAGAAGUCUCUGUGACAACAAAUGAGGCUCGUCCAUCAGCGCCACCUUUGCGAUUAGCUCCAGAAUCUCAAACCAGGCUAGAACCUGAAAUUGAGGUUGAAGGAGAUGAAGAAGAAAUGGUUGAACCCCAUCCGCGAAUAGACCUUGCCCGUCGUCUCAGCACAACGUCAUACAACAACAUGGGCAUUGACCCUGUCGAUGGAAAAUGGAUACCAGAACAUCAGUGGUCGAGUGCUCAUGACUUGCUGUAUGCCAAGCUCUGUUACAGCAACCUACUCUUUAGAAGUCCCCGCAAAACACCAUACAUCAUCAGCAAGGGCAAGAAGUUCUAUGUUGAUUGGACGACAGGCCGAAUGGUCAGGGUCCUCCCGCCUGCCUACGGUGAGAUCGACUACUUUGGGGCUUGGCAAACGGUUCAUACCGAAAACAGACUUAUCUGA